CCGCAGCCCCUGCUGCUUACUGGGCACCAUGGUGAGAUAGGCGCCAUGGCUUUUGGAAAAGGAAGCCGACCCGUUCUCCUCUGCUCUGCCUCUGCCGAUUAUAUCAUCGUCUGGGAUGUGGAGCUCUGCCAGAAGAGAGUGAAGGAGGGUAAACUUGCAGCUGGAGUAGUAAUCGGGACUUUACUGGGGGAAGUCGUCCAUCUUUCCUUCUGUUUCUCUGAUGAACGAGUGGCUGCAUGUUCAGGAGCCAUUGUGUAUAUCCUCAACUCAAAGAGAAAUGAAGUUAUUUCAACCUUGACUGGCCACCUGGGACCUGCAACAUCAGCAGAGUUUUGUCCUUGGAAUAAAGACAUUCUCAUCACAACAUCAGAAGACCGCACUUUUAACGUGUGGGAUUUAAGAACUGGAACUGUUUGCUACCAGUCUUUUGUGCUUUCAGCCUCUCCUCUGCUCAGUGCAUUCUUCUUAGAGGAGACGAGGCAGAUUAUCACUGGUUCAACUGAUGGACAGGUUUGGAGCUUUUCCCUCAAAGACGACCACAAGUGUCACCUGGUGACCAAAAUGGAUCUUCAGAAGAUGGAAAAAAGACAUCACACGCACCAAGAGACUGUGAGACAUCCAGCAGGGGGUGCAGAGCAAUCAGCUGGAGAUAAUGUGGAAACUGCAAAACCAGUCCUCAAAAUGGCUUCAUGUAAUUCAUUCACUGUCACUGGUAACGAACAGAAAAAGGACAACAGCUGUUUGUGUAUCGGAAGCUCUGAUGGCCUUUAUGUGGUAGAUCUGGCUACUUCAGAACUCCUAACAGUGCUGUAUUUCAAAGAUUACCCCAACCUGAGCAUCACAAUGGCAAGGUCGUGGUCAAUCUCUCCAGGACGGAAUAACUCU
Molecule: messenger RNA, 885 nt
Organism: Paralichthys olivaceus (Japanese flounder)
Lineage: Eukaryota; Metazoa; Chordata; Actinopteri; Pleuronectiformes; Paralichthyidae
Source: RefSeq, a predicted model, not a curated record